Molecule: messenger RNA, 1507 nt
Organism: Striga asiatica
Lineage: Eukaryota; Viridiplantae; Streptophyta; Magnoliopsida; Lamiales; Orobanchaceae
Source: the annotation of a GenBank genome assembly
GAUAAUUUGAAGUCAUGAAUAGAUAGUUGACUAAUUUUUCGACACUUGAAUUGAUAAAACUAGAGUAUGCAAAUGACCUAUGCAUAUUAGGAUUGGGAAUCCAAUUUCAUCUCUUGUAUAACUUUGAAGAUUUUAACGCAACCUGAAUCACCAAAACAGAGCCUGUUCCGACUUCAGACAGACUUCAAAACCUCUCACUAAAAUAUUUACUACCGCCUUCGUCCAUUCCGCCGCCGAGGUGCCGUCCCCGGCCCCUAUGGACCCCUUAACCCUUCUCCGCGAGUACACCAUCCGUAACUCCCUUGACCGGAUCGUCCGUGUCAACAAUGAAUUUCGGUUCGGCUCGGAUUACUCAUUCCCAGCUACCAUCGAGACCGCCUACCGCUCCAAGCACGCGCAGAACACGCGCCGCUACACGCUUGAGACCCUCGUCCACUUCGUCACCAACCACCACCUCAAGCACACCGACUACAUCCAGAACGCUCGCGCUCUCCGCAUCCCCGCCGUCACCCUCCCCGACCGGAAGCCCCUCCUCGACUACCUCACCGGAAAGGUCCAGUCUUCCGAUGCUAUAGUCCCCCUGGACUUCCCCAACAUAAACCCCCAAAUCGGUAACCUAGGCCCGAAUCCGACGCACGAUGCGGGUGAUGCCGCUGGGGUUCCCGAGAGCGCGGCCACUAACCCAAUCGAACUAAUUAGGGCAAAGGAAAAGCCGAUUAAAGACAGGGAGUCGAUGCUGGUUUUUAGCAAGCGCGAUUUUUACAGUGUGCUGACGUCAGCCACCAAACGUGACGAGGAGAGGCAGAGAAUGGAGGCCUUGCAGAGGAAAGACAAUAUUGUUGCGAAGAACAGAAUUGAGAGUCGAGGGUUUGGGUUGGGUGAGGAAGCCACCAAAAUGAGGAAAAUUGGGGAAGGUGUGCCGAUCAUCCUUGUCCCAAGCGCAUUUUCAACUCUGAUCACGAUAUACAAUGUGAAGGAGUUUCUAGAGGAUGGGGUUUUUAUCCCCACGGAUGUGAAGCUGAAGCAGAUGAAAGGGGGAAAGCCCGAUUGCGUGACUGUGCAGAAGAAGUUCAGUAGGGAUCGUGUGGUAACAGCUUAUGAGGUGAGGGAUAAGCCAUCGGCACUGAAAAGUGACGAUUGGGAUCGUGUGGUGGCGGUUUUCGUGCUCGGAAAGGAGUGGCAAUUCAAAGAGUGGCCUUUCAAGGACCACGUUGAGAUCUUUAACAAGAUUCUGGGGUUUUACAUGCGUUUUGAGGACGACAGUGUGGAAUCAGCAAAAACUGUGAAGCAAUGGAAUGUGAAGAUAAUAUCGAUAAGCAAAAAUAAGAGGCAUCAGGACCGAGCUGCGGCUCUUGAGGUUUGGGACAAACUUGAAGAAUUCAUGCGCAGUUUGAAGCAUAGGCUACUAGAUUUUCCUUGUGUUCUUGAUGAAGUUGUCCUGUUAUUCUUGCAACUUUGGAUAACAGCUCGACCGGGUCUUAAUCCUUCCCUAUUCACUUGUGGGUUA